AAUAAAAACUACAUAUAUAUCCAAAUAGAUUAGCAAAGAAAAACUAGCCGUUAUGCCCUUUCUGUACGCAGAAGAGCCUCUUCCCUUUCCUCUCUGCAAUUUCUUGCCUCCCACUGACAAUCUGUCUCCAAAUUCCUCUCUCUCUCUAAACACAAAGAUUCUUUCUUUCUCUAACUAAGCUCGUCACGUGGCCUUCAGCAGAAACCCCCACCUCUCUAUUUCAAUUUUCACACUACAAAACCCAAUUCACUAGGCAGUUUUAGCUCCUGUUUCAUUCUAAGCUACAAACCCUAACACAAAUCUUAAUUUUGUUUCUUUUUUCUUCUUCCUUUUUUCUUGUUAUGGAAAACCCAAAUAGAGAAUUCAGCAGUUUUUACAAAUACCCAUUUCAAAAUCUCGCAAAUUGGUGUUGCAUUUCUAACAAGAAGAAGGAGAAAUGGAAGAUUCUAUCCAAAUUACGAACAACCAUUUUCAUGGUUUUUCAGUUGCUUCUCAUUUGUUUCAUUAGACCUGUCUCAAGUCAAGAUUGGGAUGGUGUCGUUGUUACUCAAGCAGAUUUUCAAGCAUUGCAAGCUUUCAAAGCAGAAUUAGUGGACACAAAAGGAUUUUUGAAAAGUUGGAAUGAUAGUGGCUAUGGAGCUUGUUCUGGUGGUUGGGUUGGAAUUAAGUGUGCUCAAGGUGAAGUUAUUGUAAUACAACUUCCAUGGAAAGGCUUAGGAGGCAAAAUUACUGAUAAAAUUGGUCAACUUCAAGCACUUAGAAAGCUAAGCCUUCAUGAUAAUCUUAUUAGUGGUUCAAUACCUAAAACAUUAGGUAUCAUUCCAAAUCUUAGAGGUCUUCAAUUAUUUAAUAAUAGGUUUUCGGGUUCAAUCCCUCCUUCUUUAGGUUCUUGCCUUUUGCUUCAGAACCUAGACCUUAGUAACAACACUCUUACUGGUACUAUACCAUCAAGUCUUGCUAACUCCACUAAGCUUUUUAGACUAAAUUUAAGCUAUAAUUCUUUAAUGGGUUCAAUCCCAAUUACCCUGACUAACUCUUUUUCUCUCAUCUUUCUUGAUCUUCAACACAAUAAUCUCUUUGGCCCCAUUCCUGAUUCUUGGAGUAAUAAUCUUUCUGUUCUAAACUUGAAGAGAAAUCAACUUAGUGGUCAAAUCCCUAAAACAUUAGGAAACAUUACGUCAAUUACCCAACUUGAUUUGUCAGAAAAUAGGCUUAGUGGAGAAAUCCCAAAUUCUUUAACCAAUCUUCAAAAACUUGAUUCUUUCAAUGUUUCUUAUAACAAUCUUUCUGGUUCUGUUCCUAAUUCUCUUUUACAAAAGUUCAAUUCGAGCUCUUUUGUGGGUAAUAUUGAACUAUGUGGGUUUAGUGGUGCAGCUCCAUGUCCUUCUGAAGGACCAGCACAGGGUAUAUCGGCUCCACCACCAGAAAUGCCAAGAAAACGCCACAGGAAACUUAGUACUAAAGAUAAAAUUAUCAUUGCAGCUGGAUCUCUCUUAAUUGUGUUGAUUAUACUCUGUUGCAUUUUGCUUGUUUGCUUGAUAAGGAAAAAGGCAGCUUCAAAAUCCAAGAAUGGUCAAGCCACAGCCAGGGCUGUUGCUGCAGCUAGAGGUGAAAAAGGCGCUGCACCAUUGGGGGGUGAAGUUGAAGCUGGUGGAGACAAUGGAGGGAAACUAGUACAUUUUGAUGGGCCAGUAGCUUUUACAGCUGAUGAUCUUUUGUGUGCAACUGCAGAGAUUAUGGGAAAGAGUACUUAUGGAACAGUGUAUAAAGCUACAUUAGAAGAUGGGAGUCAAGUUGCUGUGAAAAGAUUAAGAGAAAAGAUAACAAAAGGCCAAAGAGAAUUUGAAAAUGAAGUUAAUGCUCUUGGUAAAAUUAGGCACCCAAAUCUUUUAGCUUUGAGAGCCUAUUAUUUGGGACCUAAAGGAGAAAAGCUUCUUGUAUUUGAUUAUAUGCCUAAAGGGAGUCUUGCAACUUUCCUUCAUGCUAGAGGACCUGAUACACCGGUUGAUUGGCCAACAAGAAUGAGAAUAGCACAAGGCAUGACUCGAGGCUUGUUCUAUCUUCACAAUAAUGAGAAUAUCAUACAUGGGAACCUUACAUCAAGCAAUGUACUGCUUGAUGAGAAUGCAAAUGCGAAAAUCGCGGAUUAUGGGUUAUCUAGGCUAAUGACAGCUGCUGCAAAUACUAAUGUGAUAGCAACAGCAGGUGCAUUAGGCUACCGCGCACCCGAGCUUUCAAAGCUAAAGAAAGCAAACACGAAAACUGAUGUAUACAGUCUUGGAGUGAUCAUAUUAGAACUCCUUACAGGGAAGUCACCAGGGGAAGCAAUGAAUGGUGUGGAUUUGCCUCAAUGGGUUGCUUCUAUUGUUAAAGAGGAAUGGACUAAUGAAGUUUUCGACUUGGAAUUAAUGAAGGAUGCAUCUACUAUUGGUGAUGAAUUGCUUAACACAUUGAAACUUGCUUUGCAUUGUGUUGAUCCUUCACCAUCAGCGCGUCCGGAGGUUCAACAAGUUUUGCAGCAACUAGAAGAGAUUAGACCUGAAACUGCUGCCAGUUCCGGGCCUUCUGGAGAUGAUGGUGCAGCUAUUCCUUCAACUAGUGAUUAAGGCAGCAAUUCUACUAAGAAAGUAGACUAAUAGAGUAACAAUUCUUUCAUUCUUCAGCUUGUUGGGUUUGAGUGUUAAAUGUCAUGUCUGUAAAUACUAGUUUGUUUCAAUCUAUUCAAGAUCAUUCUUUUUUGGUUCUAA
Molecule: messenger RNA, 2747 nt
Organism: Jatropha curcas
Lineage: Eukaryota; Viridiplantae; Streptophyta; Magnoliopsida; Malpighiales; Euphorbiaceae
Gene: MRLK
Product: meristematic receptor-like kinase
Biological process (GO): protein phosphorylation
Molecular function (GO): ATP binding; protein kinase activity; protein binding
Source: RefSeq, a predicted model, not a curated record